AUGGUUCUCGCCGUCGACCUUCUCAACCCGAGCCCGGCUUCGGAGGCCCGCAAGCACAAGCUCAAGACCCUUGUGCCCGGUCCCCGGUCCUUCUUCAUGGACGUCAAGUGCCCCGGUUGCUUCACUAUCACCACCGUCUUCUCGCACGCCCAGACCGUUGUCAUCUGCCAGGGUUGCACGACCGUUCUCUGCCAGCCGACUGGUGGAAAGGCCAGACUCACCGAGGGCUGCUCCUUCCGGAGAAAGUAG
This is a messenger RNA of Phialemonium atrogriseum, 249 nucleotides long. Its product is annotated as ribosomal protein S27-domain-containing protein. Lineage: Eukaryota; Fungi; Ascomycota; Sordariomycetes; Cephalothecales; Cephalothecaceae. The transcript has 3 exons. Gene Ontology annotation, cellular component: ribosome; cytosolic small ribosomal subunit. The record is from RefSeq and is a predicted model, not a curated record. Gene Ontology annotation, biological process: translation; ribosomal small subunit assembly. The coding region runs from base 1 to 249 and encodes 82 amino acids. Gene Ontology annotation, molecular function: structural constituent of ribosome; RNA binding.